GCCACUACAAACUUUAUGUUCUAUUCUUGAUGACCGUUAAGUGCGUAAAGGUGAUUUGCAUGAGGAACAUGUAGUUGUUGUUUAACACGACAUACUGAUUUUGUCAAGUCAUCGUGUGAAUAAUAAUGCAUGUAGAUUAUCUCUUUCCCCAGGUUCACCGUUGGCUUAGAACUUGAAAUCCAGGAUGAAGACAGGGCGAUGUGCAGGCAGGAUUUUGACUAUUUUCUUUGGGCUAUUUCUCCAAGGUUUCAGUUAUCCCAAUGGCGGAAUAUUGAAGACGUGUGUGAACCUGCUUCCAAAACACCACGGCACUAAUCAACAGACAGGCAAGGCCCCCUACACCCUGAGUGUCGCCAAAGACACUUAUAAGCCUGGAGAAGACAUUGCAAUCGAAUUAAAAUCACAGAAGAUUCCAUUCCGUGGUUUUCAAAUCAUGGUGCACAGACGGGAAGGCGAUACUGAGGAACUGAUAGGAAAUUUUACUGAAUUUUCGACAGAUUCUAAACCCUUCAAGUGGUAUUCGGAGAAUAUAAAUUGUUUGACGCACAGCGACAACGAAGACAAAACAAAGGUUCAGUUUAAGUGGAAAGCGCCUGGUGUUUCAGAAGGGGACUUGAUUGUCAGGGCAGCGUUCGUGAAAGAUUUCGAGCAUUUCUGGGCCAACGAGACCCAUGUUUUGAGAGCAGAGGUCCCCGUGGUUGUGAACGAGACUUUCCCGUGGAGGGUGUCCAUGGACUUUAAGCCGAUGCGCGUCCGUGAGGAGUGCGGGGUGACCAAGGGGUGUGUUAAGUGGCCCAGACUGUGCCAGGGAGAGGACUGUGAUGUGCUGGUCAUGUACAAAACAGAAGGAGACCACAUCGACUUUGAGAUGUUUGGAAAAGCAGAGGCGUAUUUGUCGCUCGCUUUCUCGGAUGACAAGAAAAUGGGCAAGGAUGAAACCAUCACGUGUAUGUACAAGGAGUCAGUCAUACAAAUUCAACAUGGGUAUAAUCCAAUGUACUUCAACGAGAGAAUCAGAAAUACUGUAUUAUCUAACGUGGAGAUGAUGCGUGAUGGCGAGAGAAUGUACUGUCGGUUCCGCAGACCCCUCAGUUUCACGCCAGACCUGUGGCUCAGCCUCGCGAACAAAUAUCCUCCAACGCCUAUCAAGGCCAUCACUUUCGAUCUUUCCAAACCAUGGAUACUUUUCCUUGGCUGGGGGCAUCUGUAUACAGGCACGGACGUGGUGGGGCAUCAUAAAGAACUCCCCUUGAUAACCAGCAGUCCUGUAGACUUCCAGUCCACCGCCGUACACUAUGGGCAGACGCUCUCAGUCGAGGUACAAGCACAUGGAACCCUCAUGACGGUGGCAUGGGUGGCAUUAGCCGGGUUUGCCAUGGUUGUCGCUCGCCAUUACAGAAACGCGUUUGGAAAUAACUGCUGUGGUAUUAAACUGUGGUUCCAGAUCCACCGCUUGAUCAUGAUUCUGGUUGCCGGUUGCACGGCGGCAGGCAUCGUGCUGAUAUUUGUUUAUGUUGGAGAUUGGAGAGAGGUUGCCACGCUUCACGCCGGGUUUGGACUGGCGGUGAUGGGAAUUGUGCUGCUGCAGAUGAUCAUGGCCUUCUGUAGACCAGACCCAGAUGCGUCCAGAAGGAGGGUCUUCAACUGGGCACAUAGAAUUUUUGGAAAGUUGUCUCAUGUGGUUGCAGUUGUGGCACUGUUUCUUGGGGUAAACCUCAGCCUGCUGCCGGAGAAAUUCCGUUUUAAUCAGACGGUGGUGCUAGGUGUCUGGGUUAUCACACAGAUUUUGUGGGAAGUCAUCUUGGAGAUUAUGAAGUGUAGAAGAGAAGCCAGCGACAAACGAGAAAUAACCAUAAGUAUGGAUCCCAUAGGCAACGGAGAUCACACCAAGUCUAGCCUGGAUUCCGUGGAGAAUCCUAGGAAAAAGCAGGGUUCUGCGAUACUGGCAUGCGCACUCGCUCUGUACGGCAUCACUUUACUGGUGUUCGUCGCAGCCAUUUUAGCUCUCAUUUACAUGUUUUAACUUUGAUGAAGUAAUCGCUUGUUGUGUACAUAUGACAAACUGAGUGCUGACACAGGUUGAUUUGACCUGAACGACGUCAAAACUUGAAAAAAUGAUAUAAAUCCCUUUGACCAUGUUUUAAAUGCAUUUUGUAUUAACAUUCAUUUUAUUAACUGAAUAAAAUUUUUAAUUUUUCGCA
Lingula anatina is the source of this 2201-nucleotide messenger RNA. Its product is annotated as ferric reductase 1. NCBI's taxonomy places the organism in Eukaryota, Metazoa, Brachiopoda, Lingulata, Lingulida, Lingulidae. Gene Ontology annotation, cellular component: membrane. The record is from RefSeq and is a predicted model, not a curated record.